Nycticebus coucang (slow loris) is the source of this 3563-nucleotide messenger RNA. It is a transcript of the gene GPR45, whose product is annotated as G protein-coupled receptor 45. The coding region runs from base 191 to 1495 and encodes 434 amino acids. Lineage: Eukaryota; Metazoa; Chordata; Mammalia; Primates; Lorisidae. The transcript is spliced from 2 exons. The record is from RefSeq and is a predicted model, not a curated record. Gene Ontology annotation, biological process: G protein-coupled receptor signaling pathway. Gene Ontology annotation, cellular component: membrane. Gene Ontology annotation, molecular function: G protein-coupled receptor activity.
UCCUGUUCCUCCCUCCUCCUCCUCCGGGUCCCCGGCAGCCGCGGCUCGGGGAGCAGCCGGCGGCGCCGCGGCCGUGCAGCCUUUGUGUCGCGCCGCCGGGCGCGCCGGGCCCAGCGCAGGCGCUACGGAGCGUCCAAGUAGGAAGCUGUGGCCACAGUCGGUUGCCACAGAGAUGACUAGGAUAUGAUCCAUGCAUUGCAAGGCCCAGCUAGCGCUCCCAAAGAAAGACACUUCUCCCGACGACCACUCCAGUGCCCCACAGCUCCAGCGACGUAGAGGCGGAAGAUGCAGCCGGCAGACAGGAGAUGGCCACCACCGAAGUGUUGAGGGGGCCGCCCCUAGCCGUUUGUGUCCCAGCUCCACGUGUCUCUCCAAGAUGGCCUGUAACAGCACGUCCCUCGAGACUUACCAAUACCUGCUGCUGAAUGCCAGCAACGCGACGGAACCCGGGGCCGCGACCCUACCGGGCCCGCUACGGAUCGCGCUGGCGGUGGGGAUGCUGCUCAUGAUGGUGGUUGGCUUCCUCGGCAACACGGUGGUGUGCGUCAUCGUGUACCAGAGGCCGGCCAUGCGCUCGGCCAUCAACCUGCUGCUGGCCACCCUGGCCUUCUCUGACAUCCUGCUGUGCGUGUGCUGCAUGCCCUUCACUGCCGUUUCCCUCAUCACCGUCCGCUGGCACUUCGGGGACGGCUUCUGCCACCUCUCGGCCACGCUCUACUGGUUUUUCGUCCUGGAAGGCGUGGCCAUCCUGCUCAUCAUCAGCGUCGACCGCUUUCUCAUCAUCGUCCAGCGCCAGGACAAGCUGAACCCGCGGAGGGCCAAGACCAUCAUCGCCGUCUCCUGGGUGCUGUCCUUUUGCGUCGCGGUCCCGCUGCUCUCGGGCCGGACGUUCAUGGAGGUGCCCGCGCGCGCCCCCCAGUGUGUGCUGGGCUACACGGAGCUCCCCGCCGCCCGCGCCUACGUGGGGACGCUGGUGGCGGCCGUGUUCUUCGUGCCCUUCGGCGUCAUGCUGUGCGCCUACACGUGCAUCCUCAACACGGUGCGCAAGAACGCUGUGCGCGUGCACAACCAGUCCGACAGCCUGGACCUGCGCCAGCUCGCGCGCGCCGGCCUGCGGCGGCUGCACCGCCCGCACCAGGUCAGCGUAGACCUGAGCUUCAAGACCAAGGCCUUCACCACCAUCCUCAUCCUCUUCGUGGGCUUCUCCCUCUGCUGGCUGCCCCACUCGGUCUACAGCCUCUUGUCUGUGUUCAGCCGGCGCUUUUACUACGGCCCCUCCUUCUACGCCACCAGCACCUGCGUCCUGUGGCUCAGUUACCUCAAGUCGGUCUUCAACCCCAUCGUCUACUGCUGGAGAAUCAAAAAAUUCCGCGAGGCCUGCAUAGAGCUGCUGCCCCAAACCUUCCAGAUCCUUCCCAAAGUGCCUGAGCGGAUCCGGAGGAGAAUCCAGCCAAACACAGUCUAUGUGUGCAACGAGAACCAGUCUGCGGUUUAGGGGGGUCUGGGGUGGGGGAGGAGAUGGGGACUUCAGAGGAACUCCAGCGACCCGGGUUCCCUUCCUGCUCUGCUCCCUCGCACCGUAGUCGUAGUCUGCACGUUGCGGUGGCUAUUUAAGCACAAAGGUACUCAUUUGUUACCAGAUGAGCUGCAGCUCCCAAAUUUCAAAUUUUGGCAAAAUGAAUUUUCUUUUUCUCAUCCCGAAGGAGCCUGUGUGUGUCUCAUGGCAACUGCAAGGUAGUUAAGGCAAAAUGGAGUGGGCUGGGGAGUGCAGAAGUUGGGCAGAAAGUCUGGAGGGGCAGGGGUCUGUCCCAAGAGCUCAGUCCUUCCUCCCAGCUCCCUCUGCACCUGCUCCAGAGAAACCCUAUGGUGCCAUAUUCAGAGGUGAGAAACCCUAGUAGGUGCCAGCCCGUGGGUUAUCGUUCCCUCUUUGAUGCUUGCCUUCUUCAGCUAUUCAUGUCUGUGGCAUAUGGGGAAUCAGGCAAGGUUCUUUACCUUGGUCACAUGUGCAUUUCUAGCCAUGCCAAAUCAUCCUUUCUAGAAAAAAACCAAAAUCACACUGGGAUGCAGAGUGAGCCCCUGUGCUUUUGAGUCUCCUGGUGUGGCACAUGGGAGACCUGAGUGGCUCAAAGCCCACAGAAUGUUCUGGGGCAACUCACCUGAAGAGAGAAGCACACCGGGCACUCAUGCUUGUGCCCAAUACCCACCCCCACCCCCACAUGGCCUGAUCCACCUUGUCCCUGUACCUGAAGCUUCUCAGCCUCCCUGUCUGUGAACAGACCCUUCGUCCUUUCCCUCAUUCCCUCCCUUUCUUUUCUACCAUCCGAUUCCAGUGUGCUGAGCAAAUCUUUGUAGUGAACUGCUUUCAUUGCUGGGAGUGUUCAGUCACCGGGCCUUGUUUACACAUUUCCUCUGGACAUCCUGGGGCCCCAGAGCCUUUGUGAGCCACCAAAUGCCCUUCAGCACUACCAUGACUGCAGGAGGCAGAAGGGGCAAACCUGACCCAUGGGUGGUCUCCAUCAGUCUCUGUGUUCUCCUACCUCAUUCAGACCCGCUGCUGCCGUCCAGUCCAAAGCUGCCCAGAGGGGACCUUUCUGUUUGCACCCUCCACUCAGUUACCUGCAACCCCCAGGAGCUUCUGAUGUUAGAAGAUGACUUUCCUCAUUUCAGGGCAUGGCACUGAUUCCACUGAGCUCUCCUUAUCCUAGGAGAGUGGGAUGUUCAAGGUGAAAUUUAGAAAAUACAGGUCUGACUCUGUCAGGAAUUAACGCCUGUGGACUAACUUCUGUAGGUCUCAGUUUCCCCAUUUGCCAACUAAGGAGGCAGGUCUAGAGGAUCUCUGACAUCCCUUUUCAUCUUGCAAACCCUCUCAUUGUAUAAUGUGUGUUUCCUACUCACAGUUACCAGAUAUUUAUUCCUGCAUCCAUUUAUUCAUCCACACAGUGAGCAUUUAUUAAGUGCCUACUAGAUGUAAGGCACUGUGGGGAGACAAUGAUGAAUGAGGCAUGGGCUUUGCCAAAAGCAGUUUUCUGAUUUAUCUCAGGAUAAUGGUAACUUGAAUGCAGUUGAAGAGCACAGAAACUCCAUUUUCAAGAUGUAUUAAGAAGCCAGCUCCCCAUUCUCACACUUCUCCCCAUGGUGGUAAUGACAAGGGCAGGGAAAAGGGAGGGUGAAGAUAAGAAUAUAAUUUACAUUAAUCUAAGCCCAGAUGAGGGUUAAGAAAAUAAUUGACACCUGUGCUCACCAAGUCUACCCUCAUUUUAUAUCUAGAUUGGGGAGGAGGGAAGAAAAAGGGAACCAGACGAUGGACAACGGGUAUAUGAUUGAGGUGAGUCCCAUCUAGUCUGUGUCCUUAGUGCCCCCAGCAAGGCAGGGAUUUGCCUUCAGCUCCCUUGGAACAGAGUUUCAGGGUCCCAGCAGUGUCUAAGAACACAGCCAGGCCACCGAAGGGACCAAGCCUGUGGGUACCUCCUCUCUGGUGGGCAUUUCAGAUAACUUUUUUCAGGAGCCUUGAGUAAAAGAGAAGUCACAAACUGAAUGAAUCGUGGUACCAAAAUUUACAUCAA